AUGAACGACUAUUCCCGGCUAUCACAUCAGCGUUACAAAGAUCAGCUUGGACUGAGCGACUCUGACGCUUUGGAUAGAGUGAAGGAAGACCAUGCAAGUUUCGUUGACGCCUUUGGGCGUCAAGACGAGUUCUUUGAACGAACCGACAUGCAAGUGGCUGCGUUCCUUCUUGGGGCAACACUAGUAACUGCCGACAAGCACAUGGCUUGGUACCCGUGGGCUUCACUCACGGACGAGAUAACUUCUGUGAUGGAUUUGAAACUCUCGGCUAGUCAGCCAAAAGACUAUGUGCUGUCUCUCUUCGCAGAUUGGGACUUCUAUGACCCACCUUCAGGUUUUCAAGACCUGCCAACCAACAUGCUGCUGAAAGAUUUUCUGCGACAGUUGCGAAAGGUCGAACCCGUGCUCAUUCCCACCAGAUGUCCGGCUGGAUUGUUCGGAAUAAGCGACGAGACCUGGGGCUUUGAUGCGUCUGACAUUACCCUUUUCAGACCAAUAGAAGAUGUACGCCACAUUUACGGCAUGUUCCAAUGGUACGACGCUGUGGCUUCUUCAACACCAGGUCGUCUUCCUCUGAGACUCUCUAGAUCGCGCUGGCAGAGCUGUGCUUCGAAAGCGCGGUCCCUCGCCUCUUGGCUUGCCCACCAUGACAAAGUGACAGGUUUCGUAUGGUUCUGCAAUGCCUUGCUUGCGUCACAAAGGGCGUGUACGAAUAGACUUGCUGAGCUCGGACAAUCAGUUCCGUCUACAGCCAAGCUGCAAGCUAUGUUGUCGUCCGACGAUCCUCUGGAACAGGUACAGGGCUGUAGAGGGUGUCUUGUGUUGGUUGCCAAUCACAUAUCAAGCUCUACCGACGAUGCGAAAGCCGUCGACGUCUUCCUAGAUGUCGCACCUCGAGAGCGCUUAUCUGGACUGGCGCAAAAUUGCCUCCACAGAAUCGUUGAGCGUGCAUCGGCGGCGGGCUCACCCCUGGGCCCACUCAUGUUGCAUUGUUACAGCAUGCCACUUCAUGGUCUCGAGGACGCAGUUUUCGAGGUGAUCUGUGAGAUGCUAUUCCUGGAUGCUAAACUCUGUUGGGAGCGGGGGGUCAGAGUCAUCCUCGGUGAGUGGCAUCCUCUUGAAGACCAAGGAGAUUCGCCAGACCCGCGAUGGGCUCCGGGGCUAGCUACAAGCGAGAACAAGACUGUGUCAAACGACGACCCUGCCGGAGGACAUGAAGAUAGCGACGACGCUCGCGACGGACCUGCGCAACAAAGCAGUACCGAGGCCGGUUCUAAGACAUGCAUCGGUCUCGUUCACUGGGAGACUUUCUGCCAGGCUCGCGCGCAGCAGAAGGACACAAUGACCAUUGCAUUGGGAAGCCGCCCGGAUAUUCCCUUUUACGAAGCAUUCCGGAGCAGCAGUCCUGGUUGUUUGGAUACACCACCCGAGUAUAAGGUCUUUGGUGUAUGGGUGCCGCUGGACCAUGAAAGAUUUGGAGUGGCAGAUAUCGGAGCCAUAGUUGUGGACGAAGACAAGGCCAACGCGUUCGUGGUGUAG
Messenger RNA from Cladophialophora yegresii CBS 114405, 1539 nucleotides. RefSeq lists its product as uncharacterized. The record is from RefSeq and is a predicted model, not a curated record. Lineage: Eukaryota; Fungi; Ascomycota; Eurotiomycetes; Chaetothyriales; Herpotrichiellaceae. The transcript has a single exon. Bases 1 to 1539 code for a protein of 512 amino acids.